Molecule: messenger RNA, 660 nt
Organism: Brassica oleracea var. oleracea
Lineage: Eukaryota; Viridiplantae; Streptophyta; Magnoliopsida; Brassicales; Brassicaceae
Product: mitochondrial import inner membrane translocase subunit Tim16
Exons: 5
Coding region: 150-482 (110 amino acids)
Biological process (GO): protein import into mitochondrial matrix
Cellular component (GO): TIM23 mitochondrial import inner membrane translocase complex
Source: RefSeq, a predicted model, not a curated record
UACUUUCCGGCGUCGGUUAGGGUUCUUAUUUGAUCUACCAUCAUCACCUGGAAGUCCUCCGCUUCCGUCCGAAAACGCAUAAAUUGGGUCGGCAAAUCCCUAAUUCCCGGUAACCUAAAGAAUUAUCUCUCUGUAGUUAAUAAUCGGCCAUGGCUGCGAGACUUCUUGCGACUUUGAUAGUCUACGGCUCUGGAGCGGUAAUCAGGGCUUGUACUCAGGCAUAUCGUCAGGCACUUGCAAAUGCAUCAAAAUCCGGGGUUGCGCAAGAAGCAAUGCAUAGUCUUAAGAGAGGAAUCAGAGGGUUAACUGAACCCGAAGCUAGACAGAUUCUUGGUGUAACCGAGAAAUCAUCUUGGGGCGAGGUUCUUAAGAGAUACGACAAUCUUUUCGAACGCAAUGCAAAAAGCGGAAGCUUUUAUCUCCAAUCAAAGGUUCAGCGAGCUAAAGAAUGCUUAGAGGCUGCUUACCAGAAGAAACCUUAGGGAAUCACAACAAGCGUUUGAUCAAAUAAUAAUAAAUACUAAUGUACUAACCAAUAGAAUGUCUAGAAGCAAAACCAUGAAUAUAUAUUUUGGAUGCAUGUUAGUUUUCUUGACGUCUCUUAACCGGUUUUUGGGCCGAGAAGUUUGAAGAUUUGAAAGGAGGGAAAUUAUAAGAGUA